UUCAAUUUCACCCACAAGCAACCCAGAACAACUGGCCAGAAGAAUUCGAGACCCAAUAAACGGAAGAAACAUAUGAGAUUAUAGACUGACUAUGAUGAUGGCAGCCUCAUCUUUAUCCUCUUCUGUAAAAUUCCAUUGUCGUCCCAAGGCUUCACCUCACAAUCACAGCAAUGCUGCAUACCCAUUUCAUAAAUUUACUUGCAAUUGGAACUCCAAGAAUCAUUCUUUAAUGCUGCCAACUUGGAUUUCAUCUAAUGGACGACGCCGUUUUGAUGCUUUCAAGUCAUUCUCUGGACAACAGGUGCAGAAACAGGAAGAUGAACAAGUGUAUGAAUUUGAGAGGUUGUUUUCUAACCUCAAUCAAGCUACUUUGAAGAGAGAACCAGGAAGCCUUAGCAGUGCCAUUUUUCUUGUUGCUGGCACCACAAUAGGUGCAGGGAUACUUGCAAUUCCUGCAGUGACACAAGAAUCUGGGUUUCUUGCCUCUGCAGUGACCUGCAUUGGUUGUUGGAUUUUUAUGGUCACAACUGGGCUACUAAUUGCUGAAGUGAAUGUGAAGACUAUGUGUGAGCUGGGUUCUGGUGGUGUGUCUUUGGUGUCAAUGGCCAUGAGAACCCUUGGUAAUACAGGGGUACAAAUUGCUUGCUGGUCAUACAUUUUCAUUCAUUAUGCUCUUCUUGUUGCUUACGUGGCUCGCUCUUCAGAUAUAUUAACAAGCUUUCUUGGCAUUCCAUUAUGGGAAACUGCAACACUGUUUUCACUGCUUCUAGGAGGCCUUUGCUUAUUUGGAAGCCAGAGAAUCAUUGGAGCAGUUAAUGGUGCCCUAGUCCUUGGAAUCAUUGCCUCCUUCACAGCUCUUGUGGUUGUUGCUAGUGGAGACUUGCACUGGGAGGCUCUUCUGAAAGCUAACUUUGAAGCUGCGCCUCAAAGCAUACCCAUAAUAGCGCUUUCCUUUGUUUAUCAGAAUGUAGUCCCUGUUCUCUGUACGAAUCUCGAAGGAGACCUGUCAAAAGUAAGGAGUGCAAUUAUUCUGGGAACUGCUAUUCCGCUUGCUCUCUUUCUUGUUUGGAAUGGCGUUAUUCUUGGAACAAUUGGCGCUCCCGAAACAGGCUUGGACAAGAUUGUUGACCCUUUGCAGCAGUUGCGAUCUGCAAAUGGAGUUGGGCCAAUAGUUGAUGUCUUCUCACUUUUCGCAAUCGCUACUUCUUACAUUGGAUUUAUCUUGGGCCUCUCGGACUUCCUUGCUGACUUGCUGAAAUUGCCCUCGGGCCAAAACACACUGCCGUACCUGCUUACUGUGGUUCCUCCAUUGAUACUAUCGUUGUUGGAUCCAGAGAUCUUCUUCAAGGCAUUGGAUUUUGCCGGGACAUAUGGAGUUCUGGUACUGUUUGGACUCUUGCCUGCUGCAAUGUCCUGGUCUGAUAGAUAUUCAGAAUCGUCGAAAUCUCCGAGAUUACCCCCUUUGGUUCCCGGGGGAAGGCUCACGCUGUCGCUCGUGCUUGGAGGUUCAGCGUUCGUCAUCCUUUCCGAAAUACUAGAGAACUUUGCUCAUGCAUGAAUGGAUGUGUGACCAUCCAUCUGCAACCCUCAUUUCUUCACUUCUCAGUUCCCUACUGCACUGUUACAAAGUGAAUUGGCAAAUUGAAUAGUUGAACAUUGUUUAGGCUACAGUUUCAUCAGAUGCAUAUUUGAACUUGUUGCUGUAACAGAAAACUGAAUAUCAUAAUAACAUAAAUUCACCUCUAUCUGAAAGUGCGUUGUAGGUGAAA
Molecule: messenger RNA, 1769 nt
Organism: Ipomoea triloba (trilobed morning glory)
Lineage: Eukaryota; Viridiplantae; Streptophyta; Magnoliopsida; Solanales; Convolvulaceae
Product: tyrosine-specific transport protein-like
Exons: 14
Coding region: 92-1558 (488 amino acids)
Biological process (GO): amino acid transmembrane transport
Source: RefSeq, a predicted model, not a curated record